Messenger RNA from Microstroma glucosiphilum, 1597 nucleotides. RefSeq lists its product as hypothetical. The record is from RefSeq and is a predicted model, not a curated record. NCBI's taxonomy places the organism in Eukaryota, Fungi, Basidiomycota, Exobasidiomycetes, Microstromatales, Microstromataceae. The transcript is spliced from 2 exons. Bases 66 to 1562 code for a protein of 498 amino acids.
CACUCGACGUUGUCUCUCAUUGCUACAUCUCAACAGAGUCGCCCUGCAGACGUUUGUCGUUCGCAAUGGCGGGCACUUCUUCAUCCUCGUCUGCUCCGCUGCCGACGUCGCAACAGAUUCAACAGUCGAUUCAACAACUGUCCUACCUCUCCACCCUUCUCGACUCUUCCGCUUCCAAACAAGUCGAUGACCCCACCCAAGCACCGCAAUCCUCCGAGUCGCGUUUCCCUGGUCUGGUAGAGAUUCUACCUCACCUCCUCGCUCCACUCACCGAUCUCACUCGUCUUCAGGCAGCAGCAUCCACCGCAGAUCGGCGUACUAGUGCCAACGGGUCCAAUGGGAAGAAGCCAAAUGCUUCCGCAUCUCUAACUACCAACAUUCAGCCAAGUCCCUCCCUCGCAACGUACCGGCCACUAGCUUCGCAAGUGUCGUCCAUCUUGUCGCAACUGAUGACUGGAGUACGGGAUGAGACGGGCGAAGGAGUGAGGGAAGCAAUACGCAUCGCUGAGGAUGUUCUUGAUUCUCAGAGCGGCAAGAGGGGUAGGGAGGGCGCAGAGCUGACUAGGGAAGAGAAGAAGGAGAUCAUCCUCAGCAGGAGGAGGAAGCGAAGGGCUACGGCGCAGGCACGGCUCGAUGCAGGAGUUCCAGCUCCUUUGCCCAUCGCCUCGACGAGCUCCCCGAAGACACCGAAAACGCUGUCCUUCGACACCUUGAUCAAGUCAGUCCUAUCCUCAGAGGGAGAGACAGCCUCAGAGGUUGAGGGUCAUCCUUCAGCAGAAUCCAUACGGGCUUCCAUCAACACCCGGCUGGAGAGCAUACGCAGCAAUUGCAAAUCCUUUGACAAGUUGCUAGCCGAGCAGCCGCCAAGUACCAACAACGCUACAUCGGCUCCGACUGCUCCAAAGAAGAAGACGGAGAGGCCCCGCAUCUGGAUCGCUCAGCUGGUUGCCGACGACCAGGAGAGCGCAGAUGCGGGUUCGAGCCGCAAGCUCUGCCAUGGCAUCAUCCGUGUUCGGCUGCCAGAGGUAGGCGAUGGGCUAUUAUGGUUCGAGUGCAAGGGCAGGGAUGCGGGAUGGGUAAGCCACAUCACAAAAGUCAAUCUGCGUACCAGUGCGGAGAUCGAAGCUGGGGAAGUACUGAUCAAGACGAAGGGCAUCUCGCAUCUGCAUCUGCCUUCGUCAAGUGCCAUGCUACGAGAGGUGACUAUGCACAUGCUCCGUCGGAUCGCCUGGUGCAAAGGAAGCCAAGAUCCUCUAUCCUCCAUCACAGAAAUAGUGCUCCGCAUCCUUGCUGUCCGAUCGCUGUACAGGCAGCCUCCGCCAACGCUGGAACAGCUCAGUCUCACGCGAAAACAGGACGAGCAGCUCAAGAUGCUCACGGGUGUAGAAAUGGCUACGCAACAAGACAAGGAGAAGCACAUUGGCGUUGCAGGCUGGCUGGAUCCAAGGGCAGAAGCAGACGGAGCAGCAGACAGUGUCGGCAUCCGAUGGGCUUGGUGUGUCGGGGAAGGAGAAGACGGAGGAUAUGUUGGGGGUGGUCAAUGGUUGGCCUUUGUCAACUGAGCCUGUGCCCUGAACACAUCAUCCAUUGUGCGUUG